Messenger RNA from Xenopus laevis (African clawed frog), 3851 nucleotides. RefSeq names its product chloride channel, voltage-sensitive 1 S homeolog (gene clcn1.S). Lineage: Eukaryota; Metazoa; Chordata; Amphibia; Anura; Pipidae. The record is from RefSeq and is a predicted model, not a curated record. The coding region runs from base 585 to 3413 and encodes 942 amino acids. The transcript has 23 exons.
GUUGCACCCCUCACUCAUCUGUCUUUCCCUACACUUCUUGUCUGUCCGUCACUUAUGAUUGUCUCUUUUCAUCUGUUGCACCCCCAGUACCCUUAGUCUCGCUCCCCUCCUAACUCUCUCACUUUCUUGCCCUGGUGUCACUGUCCCUAUGUGACUGUCACUUCCCUCACCCACACGUCUCUGGCUCCUUGACUGUUAUUUAAUAUCUCAGGUUUUGCAAGUAGUCACGUGCUGGUCUAUAUAUAUCCCCAUCUCCAUAUACCUGUACUUGAACCUUCGCCAGAUGUCUCUAGUGGAGCCCACAAGGGACAGACUGUCCAUGGAGUGCACAGGACUGUCAGUGUGAGACAGCUGCAGGAGUUCUAGACAGUAAGAGGCUGUUGGGGGCAGAGAGGCAACUAACCAGUAUUGAGACAUCAGUUGGAAAGUGACGGCUGGAAUUUAGAGGCCAAUUCUAAAAAGCAAAAGAGAGGUCAACUCUGGGUGGCUGGAAAGAGACAGCCAUAAAAUAGGGUGAGAGCGAGUGGACUGAAUUCCUAUGAGGGAAUAGGGACAGUAAGGAGGAAUGAUUGACAGGCAGAGGGAUGAGCAAAGAUAGGAGCAUAUCUCACAUGGAGCACCCCAAGGCAAAUGAAGGCAAUGAGCGGACGUCAGGCUGGUGGGGAGAUGAUCCUCAGUACCAAUAUAUGCAACUGCGAGAUUGUUCCAGCUAUGGGAUCCCCAGCGAGACAUCACCCCCUCCUCUACAGGAAACUCUGGAGCAGCAGCCCCUAUCUCAAAUACAGACGUACGGACACUACACGGAGGAGCUCUCCCAAUUUGCACGGAAAGAAGCAGUGAAGUUACUGCAGGAAAAGCAGCAAGUGGAACCCCCCAAACCCACUGAUGUCCAUAAGGAAUGUUACUCCAAGUGCCACAGAUUUAUCCACCGGCUGAAACAAUACAUCAUAAAGAAGCUUGCAGAAGACUGGAUUUUCCUGGUUCUGUUGGGCUUUAUGAUGGCGAUAGUCAGCUGGUGUAUGGACUAUGCCAGUUCCAAAAGUCUGCAGGCCUACAGGUGGAUGUACGAGUCCCUCUCUCCAAACGUCUGGAUCCAGUAUCUGGCCUGGGUCUCUUAUCCUCUCAUCCUCAUUCUCUUUGCUGCAGUGUUUUGCCACAUUGUAUCUCCGCAGGCCAUAGGUUCUGGAAUCCCCGAGCUAAAAGUGAUACUUCGCGGGGUGGUGCUGAAGGAGUAUUUGACCCUAAAAGCAUUUGUUGCCAAGGUGAUUGGUCUGACAGCCUCAUUGGGCAGUGGGAUGCCCUUGGGUAAGGAGGGUCCAUUUGUCCACAUUGCAAGUAUCUGCUCAGUUGUCCUCAGCAAGUUCAUGUCAGUGUUCUGUGGAGUGUACCAGCAAGCAUAUUAUUACACAGACGUUCUCACAGUGGGAUGUGCUGUUGGUGUUGGAUGCUGCUUCGGAACCCCCCUGGGAGGUGUUUUGUUUAGUAUUGAGGUGACCUCUUCCUAUUUUGCGGUGAGGAACUACUGGCGGGGUUUCUUCGCUGCCACUUUCAGUGCCUUCAUGUUCAGAGUAUUUGCCGUGUGGAACAAGGACGCUGUUACUAUUACAGCUCUCUUUCGUACCAACUUCCGCAUGGAGUUUCCCUUUGACCUCCAGGAACUCCCGGCCUUUGCUGUAAUUGGAAUCUGCUCCGGAUUCCUUGGUGCUUUUUUUGUGUUUAUGAAUCGGCAGGUGGUGGAAGGGAUCCGCCGGAACCAGACCCUGAGCAGCUUCCUCAGCCGCUAUCGUUUCAUUUAUCCUGCAGCCAUUACCUUCAGUAUCGCGACUCUCACCUUCCCUCCAGGCUUUGGGCAGUAUAUGGCUGGAGCGCUCAUGCCAAGGGAAAGUAUCAGUGUCCUGUUUGAUAACCACACGUGGACAAAAUAUACAGGGGACCCCUUAUUGCUCGGUCGUUCCGCUGCUUUCGUCUACCCAAAUGUUUUUAUCACUCUGCCACUCUUCUUCGUCAUGAAGUUCCUGAUGUCAGUCAUUGCAACUACAAUGCCAAUACCAUGUGGCACCUUCAUGCCAGUCUUUGUGCUUGGGGCAGCCUUUGGUAGGUUAAUUGGUGAGCUAAUGGCAUAUCUCUUCCCCAAUGGGAUUCUUUUUGAUGGGAUUGUGUACAAGAUCGUACCUGGAGGCUACGCAGUGAUUGGAGCUGCAGCUCUAACAGGGGCUGUCACACACACCGUAUCCACAGCUGUGAUCUGCUUUGAGCUGACUGGGCAGAUUUCUCACAUUCUUCCCAUGCUGAUCUCUGUCAUUAUGGCCAAUGUUGUUGCCCAGAACCUUCAGCCAAGUUUAUAUGACUCCAUCAUCCAGACCAAGAGGUUGCCAUACUUACCAGAACUCUCCUCGUGCCAUGUUAGUAAAUAUAACAUCUUUGUAGAAGACAUUAUGGUCAGAGAUCUCCAUUACAUCACAUCAUGCUGUACCUAUGGAGACCUACUCAAGGUUCUGCAAAGCUGCACCCACAAAGCAUUGCCCCUGGUUGAGUCAGCAGAAAGUAUGGUCCUUCUUGGCUCUGUAGAAAGGUCAGAGAUCAUUGCCCUGUUGGAGAGACUCCUCAGUCGAGAGAGAAGGGAGCACCUGGCCUCUCCACCAUACAGAGGUCAAAGGCCUGCAGAUGUAGCAGGAAAAAGAGACUCAUUUAAAUAUGUAGAUGAAGAGGAGACCACGGGUGAAGAGGAAGAGAAGAAAGAGGCUAUUGAGGAAUGCAAUGGUCCCAUCUCCUCAAAUAAUUCAGUGGAGCCUCCAAGCCCCCCAGCACAGCCAGAAAGUUCUUGUGGAAGGUUUCGUGCAGCAAUUCACAGAUUCUUCUGCAUCUCCGAGGCAACAAAACCACAAGACACACCACAGGAAUCAGAGCCUGAAGACAUAAUGACACCGGAAGAGAUCACUGUGUGGGAGCAGCAGGAACUUUCUAAACGGGCUUCAUUUGACAGCUGCUUGAUUGACCCAUCACCAUUCCAGAUUGUGGAGCGAACAUCCCUUCAUAAGACUCACACUCUCUUCUCCCUCCUCGGACUGAGCCAGGCCUACAUAACCCACGGGGGAAAACUCAGAGGAGUCAUCGCUUUGAAAGAGCUGCAAAAGGCCAUUGAAGGAACUGCACAAACAGGGGUUCGCCUGCGCCCUCCUUUAGCCAGUUUUCGGGAUGGCAGGAGGUCAAUGUCUCAGAAGAAUUCCUACAGACCAGUCCCCAAGGCGCCACCUUCCCCUGACCCUUCUGUGUUGCCUGAUGACCCCACAAACCUGGCGACACCAGACUCUGAGCUGGAUGAUCUCUCUGGUCAGGGUUCAGAGAACGUCUCCCAAAUUCUCAAGGACUUCAAGGUCUCCAAUGAGCACAGUGAUGAAGAUGCACCAUUGUAGCCUUUGGAAUUCUAAUGAUUUCAAGGAUUUUGUGAAAGUUACUGCUUGACAACAAACUCCUGGUACCAAAGAUACAUUAUUCACUGUUUACAAUGCCCCCACUUCAUGUGCCCAUAAAGAAUCUCAUAGCUCUUCUCAUCAUGAAAAUCAGCUGGAUUUGACUGUAGGAGGAAAUGUGGGCCCUAAAACAGUAUUAUUACCCUUAAGGGCCAUCAGGAACAGUAGGGGCCUAUACAAAUUCCUUGAUAUCAGUAGUAACUGGAGAUGGCAGAAGGGGGUAUUUGGCAAUUUUAUGUGCAAUUCAGCACCAACAUUUUCUUAGAAACACAAAAGUCUGGGGGUUUGUUGAUUCCAGUCUUUGAUAGAUUACCCAACCUGCUGCCCAUGGCGCUCCCUACAGUCCUUUCACUUUAACCCACUGAUGGGUUUCAAUAUACA